Molecule: messenger RNA, 1706 nt
Organism: Osmerus eperlanus (European smelt)
Lineage: Eukaryota; Metazoa; Chordata; Actinopteri; Osmeriformes; Osmeridae
Gene: st6galnac2
Product: ST6 (alpha-N-acetyl-neuraminyl-2,3-beta-galactosyl-1,3)-N-acetylgalactosaminide alpha-2,6-sialyltransferase 2
Exons: 9
Coding region: 243-1358 (371 amino acids)
Biological process (GO): protein O-linked glycosylation
Molecular function (GO): alpha-N-acetylgalactosaminide alpha-2,6-sialyltransferase activity
Source: RefSeq, a predicted model, not a curated record
CCCUGUGCACGUGCCCACUCUGGAUGCUUUGAGCACGCCUCCGCGCACCUGGACAAGGAGGGGCGUCAACAACUUCAAAAACAGGCGAUUAAUUGUCGAUUCAUAUGAAACAAACAGCGAUGUUAACCUGGCGGAUGAUUCAUCGAUAGUGAAUAUCCGGCAUAGGGCAGCGGUUUGGCGGGAGGGUCUAUACAGUCGUGACUAGCAUGUCUAACACUUUAUUUAAGAUCCCCUGAGGAAAAAUGAAAUGUACUAAAAAAGUUGUUUUUCUCGUCGCAGCUCUUUGCGUUACUAUAACGACGAUUAUUUACAGUCAAUUUGGCUUUAACACCACACCACAAAGAAGUCCAGAUGGAAGAACUGAUACCAUCUGGAACUUUAAGGAGGAGCAGUGGAAUCUCUCAACCAACAUUAGGGAGGAGGAAGAGGCUACCUGCUCCCUGAGAGAGGCUGCCCGACAGGGACACUUCCUGGGACAACGCUUCAACUUCUCAGUCCCUGUUUUCCAGUGGGCCGGAGGCUUCCAGAAAAGCUCCUGGCGCAGACUGCGUAAGCGUGACCCUCCUUACGGAUGGAAGGGCCUGGAAGUGGGGGUGCUGCGGGCCGCCCUGACACAGCUCAAGGAGCCGUCCUGUGGUCAGCUGCUACAGCGCGGGGCAGGUGACCAGUGUGUGCGCUGUGCGGUGGUGGGGAACGGGGGGAUCCUACGGGGCUCCGGACAGGGCGGGGCCAUCGAUGCGCACGACUAUGUCUUCAGGAUGAAUGGCGCAAUAACAAAAGGGUUUGAGGAUGAUGUGGGAACAAAAACGUCUUUCUAUGGCUUCACCACCAACACCAUGAAGAACUCCCUCAUAUCCUACAGACACAACGGCUUCACCAGGGUUCCACAGGGUGAGGGAGUUCGCUACAUCUUCAUCCCCUCAGACCGGAGAGACUACGUGAUGCUGGCUGCUGCCAUCCAGGGCCAGACGGUGCAGUCAGGGGCCGACCGUGGAAACUGGACGCCCAUGUAUUUUGGGUCAAAUCCGUCAGCUGAUAAGUUCAAGAUCCUUCAUCCUGAUUUUAUUUCAUACGUGACCCAAAGGUUUCUGGACUCUCACCAGCCGAAGAGUCAGCUGUACAUGCCCAGCACUGGAGCUCUGAUGUUGAUGACUGCUCUGCACACGUGCGAUCAGGUAUCUGCCUAUGGCUUCAUCACUAGAAACUCUAAAGACUUCUCUGAACACUACUACAAUGCCGUCUGGAAGCCACUGCGUUUCCUUGCCAACCACGACUUGCAGAUGGAGAGCUGGCUUUGGGAGUCCAUGGACCAUCACAAGCUCAUGACCCUGUACAGGAGGACAGUCAAUAAGCAGUGAGGACUGCUGGGAAAUGGAGUUUCGUUGUGAUUCUUCGAAAAACAAACCGCUGCUAGUUGUAGUUGACAAUUGUAUUGAAUAUGCUGAAGUGAGACAUGCUCUCAUUAUCUCCAGUAUACCUCUAGAAAGCCUUCUUCUUUUUUAAGUUGUUUUAUGGAAUCAUUCAAUGUUAUAAUUUGAUUUGCCAUGUUUUAGUGGUGACAUAAUCUGUCACUGCAAGAGGAAUGUGAAACAGAAAUUAAACCUGUCUAAGUUUGUACAGGUUUUUACAAAGUAAUGAAUCAUUUGUUGUUACCUUCAGGAUAUAAAGCACCUUCUGUUUAGAUUCUGUGUGUGCGCUAGAGAGUA